AUGGCCUCAUUUUCGGGCGCUCCCAGCGAGGUCAUUGUUGAGGUCAUAAAACACUUACCGAGAUCUAGCCUCCCUAAUGUUUGCCUCGUGAGUAAAUCACUAAGACGCUGUGCUGAGCCCUUUCUCUACUCGACUAUUUCGCUCAAAUGGAAUUUCAAAAAAUUCCCCCCAAUCGCCCCUCUCCUCGCGACUCUCCUACGACGGCCAGAACUUUUUAAACACCUGGAUGUCGUAUCAUUAGGAGGGAUGAUGCGACAGAGCGCUGCCGUGCCCCCAAUGGACACAUACAACGUCCCAGUCGACGAGUUUGAGGCUGCCAUUAGAAAAGCCAACACAUCAUUUUCCGACAUGUGGGUUGAGAAGUUAAGAUCAGUUGAGACAUGCAUCUACGCGCUUGCCGCUCUCUUGAUUGCACAUCUUUCUAGAACAACUCAUCUCACGAUCACAACCCCUUGGAUAAAUGGGCAACCGUUGAUUGGCAAGGUCAUGCAAGCCAAAAUCUUCUCUCGUCAGCUCCCUCAAUUUGAGCGGCUUAAACAGUUAAAAUACCUCAAGAGACGCGAUAUCGCUCAUACAGAAAAUAACAGAGUAUUCGGAGAAACUAUUAGUCUCUUCUACCUGCCGACAGUCACACACUUGGAAGUUAUAAUGACAAAUCCUAAAACUUUCCAGUGGCCUGUAGCUACAGGCGAGCCCAACCUCGGCCACCUUACAUCGCUUAAGAUUGGAUGGCUAUGUGAGCGAUUUUUGGCCAAGAUACUUGCUGUUGCCCGGAACUUGGAAUCUCUGGAAUGGAGCUGGGAACAUCAUGACCCACCACACGCUUGGGAGACUAAUAUCAUGGACUUUGAUAAGAUCACUGAAACGCUCCAGCCUCUGAAAGAUACUAUCAAGUCAUUUGGGUAUACAAUGAAUCUUGGGAAAGAAGGCGAGUUAAUGGACAGUCUGUGGAUGCCUGUCCAGGGAAAUUUCCGCCAUCUUCGUGAGUUUACAAGACUUACUCACCUGGAGGUCCCGCUCACACCACGCUCGGAAACCGACUCAACGCCUCUUGCUUUAGCAGACUUUGUUCCCGACAGCGUUGAGGUUCUUACUCUCUCUGGCACUGCCUUAAACAUGGAAUGGUGUCGUGGCGGUUGGGAUGAUGGCGACGAUUUCGAAUUGGACGAUAUUCUUCCUCUUCUAGAAGCUGUGGCUCAUGAUCGCCCUGCAAGAUUGUCACGACUGCGGAGUGUUGCCAUCCUUGACGAUAGAAGUGGAAUUGUCCGUCGCCAAAUCGGUGAUAGAAUAAAAAAGCUCAAUCUCGGUUUUGAAGUCCGUUUCUAUUCGUAUUAG
Messenger RNA from Clonostachys solani, 1335 nucleotides. The record is from the annotation of a GenBank genome assembly. Lineage: Eukaryota; Fungi; Ascomycota; Sordariomycetes; Hypocreales; Bionectriaceae.